UUUCUUUCCUCCUUCCACCACGAGACAGAGGAAGGGGUCGAGAGAGGACAGAGGUGGCAGCCAGAUCGACGCAGCGCCCAGGCAGAUCCUGCACGGCGGAGCAGGUUGGCUCAAAAAUUGGAACCCCUCUAGGCCGAUCUGAGUUUCCUGGCUGAAUUGGAAUUGAAACAAAUACAAUGCGGGCCUCCGAUACAGACAUCCAAUACGGAGAAACUUUAUGGUGUACCAUUAACGUUCUAGUGCCACGUCGGGGCCUGGUGGAAGUCAUAACAGAUGGGCUUGUGGAUGCUGCUGGAGGGUUUUUUGCUUCUUGCAAAUUCUUUGGCUAUCCUGAAUGAAGACCGCUUUCUUGGUCCCAGGGGAUGGAGCAUGUCUGAAGUUUCAGGAAAUGGGCAAACAAAGUCGUUGAAGGGGCAGAUCGUGGGGCUCAUCUAUGCCACUCAGUUUCUGCGGAUGCCCUUGAUAGCGCUUAAUGUUCUUAUCAUUGUUGUGAAAAUGGUGUCAGGCUGAGGCUCUUUCUCGUGUCUCUGCUGUUGGGUUGAUCUGAUUUCAGUUCCAGCAUUAUGUAUAAUCUAAUCAUGUUCAAAACUUGCGGCAAGGACGUUCACGCUGACUUGAAUGUGGGCUGUUGGUUUUGUUGCUGCAAAUCCCUCCAACUCUGAGGGUAUCUUUCCUCCCUUACGACUUAUGAAUCAUGCAUGCAUCUGUUGCUAUUGGUUUGGGGUAUGCACGGACGCUGCCCUGAUCAUCACCAUGUAAAAUGUGCAGUCUAAUUUAAACAGUGGUACUGCUUACUGUUGAAGACAUUAUUUGGUGUAGUUUUCUGCA
Messenger RNA from Hordeum vulgare subsp. vulgare (domesticated barley), 828 nucleotides. Its product is annotated as protein transport protein yos1-like. Lineage: Eukaryota; Viridiplantae; Streptophyta; Magnoliopsida; Poales; Poaceae. The record is from RefSeq and is a predicted model, not a curated record. Gene Ontology annotation, biological process: endoplasmic reticulum to Golgi vesicle-mediated transport. Gene Ontology annotation, cellular component: COPII-coated ER to Golgi transport vesicle; endoplasmic reticulum membrane; Golgi membrane. Bases 274 to 510 code for a protein of 78 amino acids. The transcript is spliced from 4 exons.